GUAAAGAUGAGCAGAGCAUUCCUGCUGGAGACAGGGAAGAGUGUCCAGAGGUGUUUGCCAGCAGCCUGCACUCUCAGAAAUCAGACUCAACUGACUGGGACCCUUGAGAUCACAGGCUUACCAUGCUACUCCCGAGGACGGCCAGGGACUGCUGACGUGACCACUGGACAGUGAUUUGUGACUCGUAUAGUUACAGAAAGAAUGGAUAAGCUUAAUAAAAUAACUGUCCCCGCCAGUCAGAAGUUGAGGCAACUUCAAAAAAUGGUCCAUGAUAUCAAGAACAAUGAAGGUGGAAUAAUGAACAAGAUCAAAAAGCUGAAAGUCAAAGCACCUCCAAGUGUUCCUCGAAGGGACUAUGCCCCAGAGAGCCCAGCCGACGAAGAGGAGCAGUGGUCAGAUGACUUCACACAAAGAGUUCAGCCACCCUCGGGGUUAGAUGCCCACACGUUUCCCCAGGAUACAGUCCAGGACAGCGAUUAUGAAAACCCAGACGAGCACUCGGACUCAGAAAUGUACGUGCUGCCAGCCGAGGAGGCCGGGGACGACAGCUACGAGCCGCCACCUGCGGAGCAGGAGACACGGACAGUUCACCCGGCCCUGCCCUUCACCAGGGGCGAGUAUGUCGACAACCGAUCAAGCCAGAGGCAGUCUCCACCCUUCAGCAAGACUCUUCCCAGUAAACCCAACUGGCCUUCGGCAAAGGCAAGACUGGCCACCUCUCUGCCAGCCAACACUUCACUGCAUAAACCUCAAGUCCCACCCAAACCCAAAGAGCUCCUUGAGGAUGAGGCUGAUUAUGUGGUCCCUGUGGAAGAUGAAGAUGAAAACUAUAUUCACCCCACAGAAGACAGUUCAAUCCCAUCUGAAAAAGCUCCCAUGGUGAAUAGAUCAAUCAAGCCGAAUAACUCCUCAAGGUCAGCCUCUCCUCCAGGGACAGCUCCAGGUCGCAAGAGUGGAGCCUGGGACUCCAAGUCAACUUCUUUACCUGCUGCGCCAUCCCCACUGCCCAGGGCCGGGAAGAAAACAGCUAUGCCACUGAAGACAACUCCAGUUGCCUCUCAACAGAAUGCCUCAAGUGUUUGCGAAGAAAAACCUAUACCUGCUGAACGCCACCGGGGAUCUAGUCACAGACAAGAAAAUAUGCAGUCACCGGUGUUUCCUCCUCCUGCCCCGAAGGCAGUUCAUCAAAAACCUAUACCUCUGCCAAGAUUUCCAGAAGGGGGAAGCCCAACCGUGGAUGGCCCACUGCCAAGCUUUUCAUCUAACUCCAGUUUGUCAGAACAGGAAGCUGAUGUUCACUGUAAACCGUGGUAUGCUGGUGCCUGUGAUCGAAAGUCGGCCGAAGAGGCAUUAUACAGAUCAAACAAGGAUGGAUCAUUUCUUAUUCGGAAGAGCUCUGGCCAUGAUUCCAAACAGCCAUAUACAUUAGUUGUAUUUUUUAAUAAGAGAGUAUAUAAUAUCCCUGUGCGAUUUAUUGAAGCAACAAAACAGUAUGCUUUGGGCCGAAAGAAAACUGGUGAAGAGUACUUUGGAAGUGUUGCUGAAAUCAUCAAGAAUCAUCAACACAACCCCCUGGUUCUUAUUGACAGUCAGAAUAACACAAAAGAUUCCACAAGACUGAAAUAUGCAGUUAAAGUUUCGUAAAUUAAAAAACAUUUUUAAAAGGAAGUCAACAUCAUUGCUUCAGAUAUUUUCCCUACUUCCGCUUUUAAGGAAAAAGCCCUCAAGGCUCAUAUUUUGGAUUAUGAAUCAUCCAGUAAUAAAACAGAUGAGGAAGCUGUGGAUUUCCUUAUAAGAAGCUCACAAGGACUUGUUCUAUUGCCUGAACUGAAGAACUGUUAAUACCUGGUGAGGCUGAGAAUAUGCUAGCAAUAUUCUCCAAAUAAAUGUCUUUAUUAAAAAAAAAA
Messenger RNA from Odocoileus virginianus texanus, 1907 nucleotides. RefSeq names its product B cell linker (gene BLNK). The record is from RefSeq and is a predicted model, not a curated record. Gene Ontology annotation, cellular component: cytoplasm. Gene Ontology annotation, biological process: intracellular signal transduction; cell surface receptor protein tyrosine kinase signaling pathway. NCBI's taxonomy places the organism in Eukaryota, Metazoa, Chordata, Mammalia, Artiodactyla, Cervidae.